AUGGCAGUACAUGAUCGGCAGAUAAAGAUAGGAUCACAAGAUGAAUCAACCAGUCUUGAAUCUAAGACAAAAUCUUCCCAAAAUACAGAUUGGCAUAUAUUAAAACAUUUAAUUGGUUAUAUAUGGCCUAAAGAUGAUUUAUCUAUAAAGAUUCGUGUUGUAGUUGCGUUAUCUUUCUUGGUUGGAGGAAAGAUUCUCAACGUUCAAGUUCCAUUCUUUUUCAAAUAUAUAGUUGAUUCUUUAAAUAUAGAUACUGCUCAGAUUGGAACUGCAUUAACUGUAGUUGGUGCUAUGAUAGCUGGGUAUGGUCUUGCACGCAUUGGUGCAACAAUAUUCUCUGAAAUUCGUAAUGCAAUAUUCGCCAAUGUAGCGCAAAAAGCUAUUCGAAAAGUUGCCAAGAAUGUUUUUUAUCACUUACAUAAAUUAGAUUUGGAUUUCCAUCUCAAACGUCAGACGGGUGGUUUAAGUAGAGCUAUUGAUCGUGGAACUAAUACCAAAUUUCGCAAAGAGGCAAAUCAGGCUGAUAAUGAGGCUGCAACAGUAGCAGUAGACUCUUUGUUAAAUUAUGAAGCUGUUAAAUACUUUAACAAUGAAAAAUUUGAAACUGAACAAUAUGAUAAGGCUUUAUCUAAAUAUGAAAAAGCCUCCCUUAAAAUAGCAACUUCUUUGGCCUUUUUGAAUUCUGGUCAAAAUCUCAUUUUUAGCUCUGCCUUAACAGCUAUGAUGGCUUUAGCUGCUCAAGGAAUUGUUCAAGGAACACUAACUGUUGGUGAUUUGGUGAUGAUUAAUCAACUUGUAUUUCAACUUUCAUUACCUUUAAACUUCCUUGGUUCGGUUUACAGAGAACUACGACAAAGUUUGAUUGACAUGGAUGUUAUGUUUAAUUUACAAUCCAUGAACAUCACUAUUAAGGACAUGCCUGACGUGAAACCACUCAUUGUCCAAGGUGGUGAAAUCAGAUUCGAAAAUGUAUUUUUUGGAUAUCAUCCUGAACGUCCUAUUUUGAAUGGUGUUAGUUUUAUUGUCCCAAGAGGAAAAAAGGUAGCAAUUGUAGGGCCAAGUGGAUGCGGAAAGUCGACUAUAUUACGAUUAUUAUUUCGAUUUUACGAUCCACAAUCUGGAAAUAUAUAUAUUGAUGGGCAGAACAUUAAAAAGGUCACAUUGGAAAGUUUAAGAAAAAGCAUUGGCGUGGUUCCACAGGACACCGCUCUCUUUAACAAUUCUAUUUAUCAUAAUAUAUUAUAUGGUAAAAUUAAUGCCAUUUCCAGUGAAGUUGAAAAUGCAGCAAAAAAGGCUCAAAUUCAUGAUGUAAUCCAAUCAUUACCCGAUAAAUAUAAUACUCGCGUCGGUGAACGUGGUUUUAUGCUUUCAGGAGGUGAAAAACAACGUGUAGCUUUAGCAAGAACAAUUUUAAAAGAUCCUCCAAUACUUUUUUUUGAUGAGGCAACUUCAGCGUUAGAUACUCAUACUGAACAGUCUUUACUUGCAAACAUAAGAAGUCUACUUCAGGAAAAGAGUAAAACAAGCAUGUUUGUUGCACAUAGGUUAAGGUCAAUUUCAGAUGCAGAUGAAAUUUUUGUACUACGCGACGGUGUUAUAGUUGAACAGGGUACACAUGAUGACCUUAUACAAAAAGAAGGUAGCCUUUAUGGAGAUAUGUGGUAUACACAAGAGAUGUCAGAUCCAAUGUUUGAUGAAGAGUAUGACGAAAAACCUGAUUCAACAGACCAAAAAUAA
Messenger RNA from Cetraspora pellucida, 1737 nucleotides. The record is from the annotation of a GenBank genome assembly. NCBI's taxonomy places the organism in Eukaryota, Fungi, Glomeromycota, Glomeromycetes, Diversisporales, Gigasporaceae.